GUUGUCAGCAGUGAUAGAUGUUCCUGUAGUAUAAGGAGUCUGAUCACAUGACAUUAUAUCGGUGAUGUCAUCAGUGGGGGGCGGUUCUUUCUCCUGUCUCAUUAUUUCCAGGUCUCUCGGGCUCUGGGGCAGCUGUACAGCGAGAUGAUUUUUGUCCAUGGAUUUGUGCAUUGUGACCCCCACCCUGGAAAUGUGCUGGUCCGACAGUCAGAAGGAGGCCCAGAAAUCCUACUGCUGGAUCACGGGCUGUACCAGGAACUGACUGACAACUUCCGCCUGAACUACUGUCACCUGUGGCAGGCGUUGCUAGCGGCAGACAUGGCCGGGGUUCGCAGGUACAGCCAGCGCUUGGGGGCUGGAGACUUAUACCCCCUGUUUGCUUGUAUGCUGACGGCCCGAUCCUGGGACUCUGUGAGCCGCGGCAUUGAUCGAGGUCCUGUCAGCGCAGCGGAGGCGCAGGAGAUCCGCAGUAAUGCCGCCGCGUACCUUCCUCAGAUCAGUCAGCUCCUCGCCAGUGUCCCGCGUCAGAUGCUUCUACUGUUGAAAACCAACGACCUCCUGCGCGGGAUUGAGACUGCUCUUCACACCAAUGCUAGUGCUAGCUCCUUCCUCAGCAUGUCUCGCUGCUGCAUUCGGGCAGUUGCCAGACAUCGCAGACAGACGGCCACCUCAUUUUGGUCCUCCGCUCAUAUCUCCAUCUCAGAGUCUCUACAUCUGGGACAGCUGCGGCUCUAUGAGCUCCUUCUUCGGGCACGGACCUCCUGGCUGCAGCGCUGGCUGACUCUUCUUGUGCACUGGAUAUCAUACUCUAUAUGGACAUCUCCUGGGGACCUUCAGCCUACGGAAGGUUUGGCCGGUGCUUAGAACUGUAGCUUGCACGGGGAGCCGGUCUGUAUAAGUGCAGGCCUCACCAGUACACGGAUGUGUUCAGAUCAGAGGCGUGAUCUUCUUUUCACCACCAGGUGGCGCUCGAGGCCUAGAGCUCUGGUCACCGACAGUGGAGAUGUACCGAACAGCAGCAGAGGACGCUGGGCCCCGUCCGUCAGUUAUUAGAGUCGCCGCCGACUUAUUACAAGGUCUUGAGGUUUCCUUGCUGUUUUGGGGUGCUGGCAUGUCUUGCUUCAUGUUCUUGUCUCGGACUCUUGUGUACUAAUUUGUCAUGUUUGAGCCGUAUGCUGACCCCAAAACAUGCGCUGUUUAGUGACACUGAGCUACACAAGGCGAGGCAAUGUCAAUGACUGCUAGCUCUUAGGACAAGAAUGAUCUUCCAUAUACUACCGCACACCCGCAGAGCAAUGAGCACUGUCGGUCCGGGACCGCAGCCCACCUGUGUGCUAUGUGCUUUCCGGCGACUCAGGUGUGAGGUCUGCUCUGGUAUUAAAGGGUCCUGUAACCUCUCUUCA
Messenger RNA from Bufo gargarizans (Asiatic toad), 1403 nucleotides. It is a transcript of the gene ADCK1, whose product is annotated as aarF domain containing kinase 1. NCBI's taxonomy places the organism in Eukaryota, Metazoa, Chordata, Amphibia, Anura, Bufonidae. The record is from RefSeq and is a predicted model, not a curated record. Gene Ontology annotation, cellular component: mitochondrial inner membrane. The transcript is spliced from 5 exons. Gene Ontology annotation, biological process: lipid homeostasis; mitochondrion organization. The coding region runs from base 145 to 864 and encodes 239 amino acids.